Messenger RNA from Paramisgurnus dabryanus, 2747 nucleotides. RefSeq names its product septin 6 (gene septin6). The record is from RefSeq and is a predicted model, not a curated record. Gene Ontology annotation, molecular function: GTP binding. NCBI's taxonomy places the organism in Eukaryota, Metazoa, Chordata, Actinopteri, Cypriniformes, Cobitidae.
UGAGCCGUAGAUGGUACAGUCUAACGUGCAGUUCCCGUCUCCGCUGUUGCUUUGCUCUGCGUGCGGGCUGCAGUUUCCUGUGGAAGAGUCGAUGCAAGAGAGGACCAUGGCGGCCACAGAGAUAGCUCGACAAGCGGGAGAGGGUGCACGUGCUGUCCCACUCUCUGGUCAUGUUGGCUUCGACAGCAUGCCAGACCAGCUGGUCAACAAAUCCGUCAACCACGGCUUCUGCUUCAAUAUUCUCUGUGUUGGGGAGACGGGUUUGGGAAAAUCCACCCUCAUGGACACCCUGUUCAAUACCAAGUUUGAAGGUGAGCCUACGCAACACAAUCAGCCCGGGGUGCAACUCAAGUCCAACACUUACGAGCUGCAGGAGAGCAAUGUUCGCCUCAAGCUGACUGUUGUCAACACUGUAGGCUUUGGCGAUCAGAUCAACAAAGAGGAAAGUUACAAGUCUAUUGUGGAGUUCAUUGAUGCUCAGUUUGAAGCGUACCUUCAAGAGGAACUGAAGAUUAAGCGCACCCUACACAGUUAUCAUGAUACACGGAUCCACGCCUGUCUGUAUUUCAUUGCCCCCACUGGACACUCACUAAAGUCCCUUGACCUAGUUACUAUGAAGAAGCUGGACAGUAAGGUGAAUAUCAUUCCCAUCAUUGCCAAAUCAGAUGCCAUCUCAAAGAGUGAACUCGCCAAGUUCAAAAUCAAGAUCACAAGCGAGCUGGUGAGCAAUGGCGUGCAGAUCUACCAGUUCCCCACUGAUGAUGAGACCGUGGCAGAAAUCAACUCAACCAUGAAUGGUCAUUUGCCUUUUGCAGUUGUUGGAAGCACUGAGGAAGUAAAGAUUGGGAACAAGAUGGUGCGAGCACGCCAGUACCCCUGGGGAACUGUCCAGGUGGAGAACGAGAAUCACUGUGACUUUGUGAAGCUGAGGGAGAUGUUGAUCAGGGUGAAUAUGGAGGACCUGCGAGAGCAGACCCACACACGCCACUAUGAGCUCUAUCGCCGCUGUAAGCUGGAGGAGAUGGGCUUCAAAGACACAGACCCUGACAGCAAGCCCUUCAGCCUGCAGGAAACAUACGAAGCCAAGAGGAAUGAGUUCAUGGGUGAGCUGCAAAAGAAAGAGGAGGAGAUGAGGCAGAUGUUUGUCCAGAGAGUCAAAGAGAAAGAAGCAGAGCUGAAAGAGGCAGAAAAGGAGCUGCAUGAAAAGUUUGACCGUCUUAAGAAGCUCCACCAGGAUGAGAAGAAGAAACUCGAGGACAAGAAGAAAUCUCUCGACGACGAGCUGAACGGCUUCAAGCAGAAAAAGACGGCUGCAGAGCUCUUGCAAUCUCAGGCCCAGCAGGCAGGGGGAUCCACCACGCUCAAGAGAGACAAAGAAAGGAAAAAUUAACCCUUCACCUGCUCCCAGUCCUGCAUGAGACACCUUAUGCUGCUUCUUUUAACUUUGUCUUGGCCACCUGUCUGAAGAGGGGAUUACAACGACAACUAAACGUCCGCUCUUCUUCCUGUCUUUCUCACUCAGUCAGCCUUUUUUCAAGUUUAUUUACAUUUUUAGUUUCUAGUUUUCAUGCUGUGUGCCCUGUUGAACAUGGCCUUAUGUGAGUUUAACAUGGUAUUUUUCACAAGAUACUUCAGUUCUUUAUUAGGGCAUGCUAAGCAGUCCCUCAUAAGUAUUUUUACAGCUGGUGACAGCAGAACGAGUUAAAAUGUAGUUUCUUUUCAUUUGUAGAGGGUCAAACCCUAGCCUUGACAUUGAGUCUGUGAUAUUGCCUUGAGUUUCAGUUUUUACAAUGACACAUUCAUUUAGUUUCUUUUAUAAAUACCUGUGUUUGUGAAUGAACUUGCAUGUCCUCAUAAAAUAACAUAAAGUUAACUGUGAGGAUCAGACAGAUACUAACUCAUUCAUUUGCAAGCACUAGACUGUAUGUGCUAAAAAGUAAUGUAGGGUGUAAACUACAUUGGGUGAAGUAAGAAGAUAUAUUUUGACACACUGGCUGUGAAAUAUUGAGGAAAUCCAAAGAAAAUGGACUCGCAUGUUCCUGGUUGUUAAUGCAGCAGAUAUGUUAAGUGAGAGAUUAACUAUUUAGUUGCCAUUUUACCAAGAAUCUUUAUCUGAAAGCAUGAGGUGAAUCUAAAAGAUUUCUAUUGUUUUUUUGUAAUGCCCUAUACACAUUUUACAGGACACUUUUCAAGUUUAAAAAGUCAGCAGUAUAGUUAUUUAUUUAAUUCAAAAAUAAAAUCGGAGAGAGUAAUGAGGCACCUAUUAAAUACCAUGUAGGUCACAUUCAAUGCCACUUUUUAUUCUUUAUCUUCUGUUCUUUUGCAUGCCCUGAGCAUAUUAUUUUUGUGAGGUCAUUUUAAAAGACUUAGCUUGAACAUGUUUACUCCUCAAAUGCUUUUUUAAGAAUAUUUUUAUGUGUAUUUAUUCCAGGUACAAUGUUGAGUCAAAUACAUAAAUGCUGUUUCCCAUUUUGCCAAAUGCUGCAUUUAGGUGUAUGUGAAGGGUUUCCAGUGAUUAAUUUUUAUUAAUCAGUCACUAGGUACUGUAGAAACAUGUUUUAUUGAAAACGUGACUCAUUUCUGUAUGAAACAUUUUGGGUGUGAAGAUUGGCAUACAUUUUUUACUCACCUUCCAUAUUUUCCUCUUAAUGUCAAUUGCACCACCCCAUAAUACCAGACAUUUGUGAAAUAUUUAACUGUAGUACAAAUCCAUGGUGUACAUUUUCAAUAAAAAUACAUAAAAACAA